This is a messenger RNA of Orcinus orca (killer whale), 7613 nucleotides long. It is a transcript of the gene CHRNA10, whose product is annotated as cholinergic receptor nicotinic alpha 10 subunit. The coding region runs from base 6224 to 7597 and encodes 457 amino acids. Gene Ontology annotation, cellular component: neuron projection; synapse; postsynaptic membrane. The transcript is spliced from 5 exons. Lineage: Eukaryota; Metazoa; Chordata; Mammalia; Artiodactyla; Delphinidae. The record is from RefSeq and is a predicted model, not a curated record. Gene Ontology annotation, molecular function: transmembrane signaling receptor activity; acetylcholine-gated monoatomic cation-selective channel activity. Gene Ontology annotation, biological process: nervous system process; signal transduction; chemical synaptic transmission.
AGUUUCUCUGCGGCAUGUGGGAUCUUCCUGGACCAGGGCUCGAACCCGUGUCCCCUACAUUGGCAGGUGGAUUCCCAACCACGGCACCACCAGAGAAGCCCUGCCACUCACUCUUAAGUCUUGUCUUCCUCCUUUGUUUUUGUUUUGUUUUUUUGGUUUUGGUUUGGUUUUUUGGCCGCGCCGCAUGGCAUGCGGCUUCCCACAUGGCGGGAUCUUUAGUUGCGGCAUGUGAAAUCUUAGUUGCAGCACGUGGCAUCUAGUUCACUGACCAGGGAUCAAACCUGGGCCCCCUGCAUUGGGAGCACAGAGACUUAGCCACUGGACCACCAGGGAAAAGUCCCUACCUACUCAUUCUUGAUAGUCCUCUUGUUUUCACUUUUCAGUCCUCAUUUAUUUCUUAAAUCAUAUUACAUACACUUAUAUGUUGUUUUUAAAAGAGGCAGUAUAAUUGUAGUAUAGUGUAGUAUAGGGAUGGACUGUUUACCCCAAUUAUGUUCAAAUCCUGGGUCCACUGGAAUAUCCUAUGGAAUCUUGGCUAAGUUAUUUCCUGUGCCUCAGUUACCUCAUUUGUAAAAUGGAAUCAAUAAUAGUAUUUACUUCAUAGGGUGUUGUGAGAAUUAUGGAUUAAUAUAUGUUAAAGUGCUUAGAGCACUACCCAAAGUAUAUUAGCUACUCAAAUUAUCAUUAAUAUGUCCAAUAUGUGAUCUCUUGCUUGUUUCUAUGAGUGUUUUUGUUUCAGCUAACUCAUUCAUGGUGGAUUAUGAUUUUUUUAAUAUUUAUUAAUUUAUUUGGCUGCGCAGGGUCUUAGCUGAGGCACGAGGGAUCCUUAGUUGCAGCAUGUGGGAUCCAGUUCCCUGACCAGGGAUCAAACCCGGGCCCCCCGCACUGGGAUCUCAGAGUCCUAACCACUGGACCAUCAGGGAAGUCCCAAUAUUUUUUUUUUUUUUUUUGCGGUACACGGGCCUCUCACUGUUCUGGCCUCUCCCGUUGUGGAGCACAGGCUCCGGAUGCUCAGGCUCAGCAGCCAUGGCUCACGGGCCCAGCCGCUCUGUGGCAUGUGGGAUCUUCCCGGACCAGGGCACGAACCCGUUUUCCCUGCAUCGGCAGGCGGACCCUCAACCACUGUGCCACCAGGGAAGCCCCCCCAAUAUUUUUGAUAACAGCUUUACUGAAAUAGAAUUCACAUACCAUACAAUUACCCAUUUAAUGCGUACAAUUAGUUUAGCUAUAUUCACAGAGUUGUGCAGCCAUCACCACACAAUCAAUUUUAGAACAUUUUCAUCCUCCUAAAAAGAAACGCCAUAGCUUUCAGCCAUCAUUCCCCAACUUUCCCAGACGUACACAACCACUAAUCUACCUCCUAUCUCUAUAGAUUUGCCUGUCCUGGACAUUUCAUAUAAAUGGAAUCACACAAUAUGUGACCUUUUGUAACUGGAUUCUUUCCCUUAGCAUAAUACUUUCAAGGUUCAUCCAUGUUGUAGCAUACAUUGGUACUUCAUGCCAUCUUAUGGCCAUAUGAUACUUGAUUGUAUGGACAUACCACCUUCUAUUUAUAUAUUUCAUCAGAAUCUAACACCACAUAGAAAAACUAAGUCAAAUUAGAUCAAAGACUUAGAUGUAAGACCUAAAAUUAUAAAACUCUUAGGGACUCCCCUGGUGGUCCAGUGGUUAAGACUCCACACUCCCAAUGCAGGGAGCCUGGUUUCAAUCCCUGGUCAGGGAACUAGAUUCCACAUGCUGCAACUACAGGAGGCCACAAAUCGCAACUAAAAGAUCCUGCAUGCAGCAGCGAAGAUCCCACAUGCCACAACUAAGACCUGGCACAGCCAAAUAAAUAAGUAAAUAUUUAAAUAAAUAAAAUUAUAAAACUCUUAGAAGAAAAUAGAGGGUAAAAUCUUAACAUUGGAUUUGGUAAUUAUUUCUUGGAUAUGACACCAAAGGCACAAGCAACAAAAGAAAAAAAUAGACAAAAUGAACUACAUGAAGAAUUUUUAAUUUUGUUCAUUCUAAAGACACUGAGUAAAAAGGCAACCUAGAGAAUGGGAGAAACAUUUGCAAAUAAUUUAUCUGAUAAGGGAUUAAUAUCCAGAAUAUAUAGAGGACUCCUAGAACUCAACAACAUAAAGAGAAAAAAAAAUCAAUUUAAAAAUGAACAAAGGACUUGAACGGACAUUUCUCCAACGAGGAUAUACAAAUGGCCAAUAAGCACGUAAAAAGAUGCUCAACAUCGCUAAUCAUUAGGGAGAUACAAAUCAAAACUAUGAACCAGAUACCACCUCGUAUGCAUUAGGAUGGCCAUUAUCAAAGAAAACAAAGUAAAAGAUGUUGGUGAGGAUGUGGAGAGAUUGGAAGCUUUGUGCAUUGUUGGUGGGAAUGUAUUCAAUAAAAAGGUAUGUCCGCUGUGGAAAACAGUAUGGCAAUUCUUCAAAAAAUUAAAAACAAUUACCAUAUGAUCCAGCAAUUCCACUUCUGGGUAUAUAUCCAAAAGAACUGAAAGCAGAAUCUUGAAAGGAUAUUUGUACAUCCAUGUUCAUAGCAGCAUUAUUCACAAUAACUGAAAUGUGAAAGCAACCCAAGUGCCCAUCAAGAGAUGAAUGGAUAAGCAAAAUGUGGUAUAUACAUACAAUAGAAUGUUAUUCAGCCUUAAAAAGGAAGGAAAUUCUGACAUAUACUACAACAUGCAUGAAACUUUAGGACAUUAUAUGAAGUGAAAUAAGCCAGGCACAAAAAGACAAAUACUGGGAUUUCCCUGGUGGUCCAGUGGUUAGGACUCUGUGCUUCCACUGCACUGGGCACAGGUUCGAUCCCUGGUCAGGGAACUAAGAUCCUGUGGGCUGCACAGCGCAGCCAAAAAAAAAGACAAAUACUGACAUGAUUUCAUAGAGACAGAAGGAAGAAUGGUAUUUGCCGGGGGCUGGGGCUUAUGAAUCUAAAUGUGUGUUUCUGAAGAUAUCUUGACUAACUCACUAGGACCAUAGUGCAAAUACUGUUGAUUGCUGUGCAUUUGUCAAUGUACUAGGCAGUUGCCUUGCAUUAUCAGGUACUUGCAUUGUCUCAUUUAAUUCUUACGACAACUAUUUAGGUGAGGACUGUUAAUCCCACUAACCUGUUUGAUAAAACUGAAACACAGAGAGUUUCAGUAUCUUACCCAGGUCAGACAGCUCAUAGGACAGAGCUGAAAGUAACUCUAAAGGCUUUGUCUUCAGGGAGAUCAGCUUGUGCUUUGUGACCACCUAGAGGGGUGGGAUAGGGAGGGUGGGAUAGGGAGGGUGGGAGGGAGAUGCAAGAGGGAGGAGAUAUGGGGAUAUAUGUAUAUGUAUGGCUGAUUCACUUUGUUUUACAGCAGAAACUAACACACCAUUGUAAAGCAAUUAUACUCCAAUAAAGAUGUUAAAAAAAAAAAAGGCUGUUUUCCCAGAAAUAUAGAUCAAUGGAACAGGAUAGAAAGCCCAGAGAAAAGCCCAUGCAUAUAUGGUCACCUUAUUUUUGAUAAAGAAGGCAAGAAUAUACAAUGGAGAAAAGACAGCCUCUUCAAUAAGUGGCGCUGGAAAAACUGGACAGCUACAUGUAAAAGAAUGAAAUCAGAACACUCCCUAACACCAUACACAAAAAUAAACUUAAAAUGGAUUAAAGACCUAAAUGUAAGGCCAGACACUAUAAAACUCUUAGAGGAAAACAUAGAACACUCUACGACAUAAACCUCAGCAAGAUCCUUUUUGACCCACCUCUUAGAGAAAUGGAAAUAAAAACAAAAAUAAACAAAUGGGACCUAAUGAAACUUAAAAGCUUUUGAACAGCAAAGGAAACCAUAAAUAAGACAAAAAAAACAACCCUCAGAAUGGGAGAAAUAUUUGCAAAUGAAGCAACUGACAAAGGAUUAAUCUCCAAAAUUUACAAGCAGCUCAUGUAGCUCAAUAUCAAAAAAACAACCCAAUCCAAAAAUGGGCAGAAGACCUAAAUAGACAUUUCUCCAAAGAAGAAAUACAGAUUGCCAACAAACACAUGAAAGAAUGCUCAACAUCACUAAUCAUUAGAGAAAUGCAAAUCAAAACUACAAUGAGGGGCUUCCCUGGUGGCGCAGUGGUUGAGAGUCCGCCUGCCGAUGCAGGGGACACGGGUUCGUACCCCGGUCUGGGAAGAUCCCACAUGCCCCGGAGCGGCUGGGCCCGUGAGCCAUGGCCGCUGAGACUGCGCGUCCGGAGCCUGUGCUCCGCAACGGGAGAGGCCACAACAGUGAGAGGCCCGCAUACCACAAAAAAAAAAACUACAAUGAGGUAUCCCCUCACACCAGUCAGAAUGGCCAUCAUCAAAAAAUCUAAAAACAAUAAAUGCUGGAGAGGGUGUGGAGAAAAGGGAACUCUCUUGCACUGUUGGUGGGAAUGUAAAUUGAUACAGCCACUAUGGAGAACAGUAUGGAGGUUCCUUAAAAAACUAAAAUAGAACUACCAUACGACCCAGCAAUCCCACUACUGGGCAUAUACCCUGAGAAAACCAUAAUUCAAGAAUAGUCAUGUACCACAAUGUUCAUUGCAGCUCUACUUACAAUAGCCAGGUCAUGGAAGCAACCUAAGUGUCCAUCAUCGGAUGAAUGGAUAAAGAAGAUGUAGCACAUAUAUACAAUGGACUAUUACUCAGCCAUGAAAAGAAACGGAAUUGAGUUAUUUGUAGUGAGGUGGAUGGACCUAGAGUCUGUCAUACAGAGUGAAGUAAGUCAGAAAGAGAAAAACAAAUACCGUAUGCUAACACAUAUAUAUGGAAUCUAAAAAAAAAAAAAAAAAAAUGGUUCUGAAGAACCUAGGGGCAGGACAGGAAUAAAGACACAGACGUGGAGAAUGGACAUGAGGACACGGGGAGGGGGAAGGGUAAGCUGGGAUGAAGUGAGAGAGUAGCAUGGACAUAUAUACACUACCAAACGUAAAAUAGAUAGCUAGUGGGAAGCAGCCACAUAGCACAGGGAGAUCAGCUCCUUGCUUUGUGACCACCUAGAGGGGUGGGAUAGGGAGGGUGGGAGGGAGAUGCAAGAGGGAGGAGAUAUGGGGAUAUAUGUAUAUGUAUAGCUGAUUCACUUUGUUAUACAGCAGAAAAUAAUACACCAUUGUAAAGCAAUUAUACUCCAAUAAAGAUAUUAAAAAAUAAAUAAAUAUAAAUAAAUAAAGGCUGUGUUUUCCCUGUGGCCCAAUACCGCCCGUGAUGUUUAAGCAUAGGGAGAAUACUGAGGCUCAGACUGGGAUGGCUGUGGGAUGGCGAGGAUGCAGGCUGCAUCUCCUGCUUUGUGGGGCCACCUGGAGCAGCCUCAGUCUUGGCACCCCUCUCACCAGGAGGGGAGAGCUUGCUUGGCACAAAGCACCCGGCCUAGACAGAUGUGUUCCGUCCCUAACUGAGGGCACAGCUGACAGAUGAAAGGGAGCCUGAAGAAUUCAGUAAUGAUGACAGAGCUGGGAGGACAGUUACCAUCCACUGGCCCUGUCCCCUCACACCUUUAAGCCCCAGUCUCUUGCAGAUCCUGACCUGGCAUCUCUGUACCCUCCAAUCCCCCAAGUUGGGCCUGAGCAUGGGUGCUACCUUACAGAAUUUGAAUAAUUCAGGUCCCAGUGACCUGAGGUGUCAGUUUCAGUUGCUCUGUUCCCAUGGACACAGGUGUCCCAACUCUGUAAUUAAGCUAAUGAAAGGGAAAGGGGGCACGGCCUUCUGUCCUGUGCCUCAGAAGGCUCAGGGCUGAUGGAGUCCCUGUCCCUGUCUUGCUGAGAAUGCGCCAGGCUCCCCCAGAGUCAGGUGUGGGGAAGGGCUUGAGGAAGUCAAGGGGGCUGAAAUAGAGGCAGGAGAAAGGAAGAGAGAGAGGAAGACCAGAGUCAGGGAGGCAGAGACCAAGAAAGAGUUACAGAGGGACGGCUAGAAGGAAAUCGAGACAGAGAGGCUGAGUGAGAGGUAAAGGGGGUGGGGGGCGAAGAACAGGGCAGAGGCAGAGGCCAGAAGAGAAGGAGAAACAGUAGAUGCCAAGGCCCAAGGACUAAAAUCCCAGGGCAGGUACAAAUAGCAGGGUCAAGGAACUGGAAGGGCUGCAGGACUCCCUGCAGGGUAGUUGGACUCAACAGAGAUCCCAGUCUUCCUUCUGCCUUGCAGGGACUGUCUACACCAUCCUUGCCAGCAGGGCCUGAUGCUGCCGUAGGUCAGGCCAGGAGGCUCCUGUCCAGAGACCUGCCCUUCCUCUGGCUGCGGCAAGGCCAUGGGGCCCGGCAGCCACCGCCUCAGCCUCAGCAUCUCUGUCUCCAGUCUGGGCCUUCUGCUUCUGCUCCCACUCCUGCCAGAGUGCUUCGGAGCUGAGGGCAGGCUGGCACACAAGCUGUUCCGAGACCUCUUUGCCAACUACACAAGUGCCCUGAGACCUGUGGCAGACACAGACCAGGCUCUGAACGUGACCCUGGAAGUGACGUUGUCCCAGAUCAUCGACAUGGAUGAGCGGAACCAGGUGCUGACCCUGUACCUGUGGAUCCGACAGGAGUGGACAGAUGCCUACCUACGAUGGGACCCUGACGCCUAUGGUGGCCUGGAUGCCAUCCGCAUCCCCAGCAGUCUCGUGUGGCGACCGGACAUCAUACUCUAUAACAAGGCGGAUGCGCAGGCGCCAGCCUCAGCCAGCACCAACGUGGUCCUGCGGCACGACGGCGCCGUGCGCUGGGACGCGCCGGCCAUCACGCGCAGCUCGUGCCGCGUCGACGUGUCGGCCUUCCCAUUCGACGCGCAGCGCUGCGGCCUGACGUUCGGCUCGUGGACGCACGGCGGGCACCAGCUGGACGUACAGACGCGCGGCGCCGCCGCCAGCCUGGCCGACUUCGUGGAGAACGUGGAGUGGCGUGUGCUGGGCAUGCCGGCCCGGCGGCGCGUGCUCACCUACGGCUGCUGCUCCGAGCCCUACCCGGACGUGACCUUCACGCUGCUGCUGCGCCGCCGCGCCGCCGCCUACGUGUGCAACCUGCUGCUGCCCUGCGUGCUCAUCUCGCUGCUGGCGCCUCUCGCCUUCCACCUGCCCGCCGACUCGGGCGAGAAGGUGUCGCUCGGCGUCACCGUGCUGCUGGCGCUCACGGUCUUCCAGCUGCUCCUGGCCGAGAGCAUGCCGCCGGCCGAGAGCGUGCCGCUCAUCGGAAAGUACUACAUGGCCACCAUGACCAUGGUUACCUUCUCCACAGCGCUCACCAUCCUUAUCAUGAACUUGCAUUACUGUGGUCCCAGUGCCCGCCCAGUGCCAGCCUGGGCUCGGACCCUCCUGCUGGGACGCCUGGCGCGGGGCCUGUGUGUGCGGGAACGAGGGGAGCCCUGUGGGCAGUCUAGACCUCCUGAGUCAUCCCCCAGCCCCCAGCCUCCUGACAGAGAAGCUGGCCCACCAGCAGGCCCUUGCCAUGAGCCUCGGUGUCUGUGCCAUCAGGAAGCCCUGCUGCGCCAUGUAGCCACCAUCACCAACACCUUCCACAGACACAGGGCUGCCCAGCGCUGCCAUGAGGAGUGGAAGCGCCUGGCCCGUGUCAUGGACCGUUUCUUCCUGGGCAUCUUCUUCUCCAUGGCUCUGGUGAUGAGCCUUCUCGUGCUGGUGCAGGCCCUGUGAGUCCCAGGGGUCUGCU